This is a messenger RNA of Vanrija pseudolonga, 1155 nucleotides long. RefSeq lists its product as uncharacterized. Lineage: Eukaryota; Fungi; Basidiomycota; Tremellomycetes; Trichosporonales; Trichosporonaceae. The record is from RefSeq and is a predicted model, not a curated record. The transcript has a single exon. The coding region runs from base 1 to 1155 and encodes 384 amino acids.
AUGAGCCCCACCACCGCCGACGCCACCACCAACUCGACUGCCGUCGAAGCGAGCACUUCCUCCGCUACUACAGCCACCGCCGACCCCAACACAAUCAACUACGGGGGGAUUGUAAGCGACCCCGACUUCUUCCCCUUGGUCGCGUGCCACUUUAACAACAAGGACACGCACACGCUUCGCCUCGUGUCCAAGUCGUUCCUCGACGCAGUGGACAAAUUUGUGCCAGAUGCCGGCGACAAAUGCUGGUUCAAGGUCAUGAGGCCCUUCAAUUCCAACUACCCCGCCAGCUUCCCUGCCAUCGUCCCGGACGACGGGGGACGUGUGCAGUUUCUCCCGCGCGACAAGAACAAUGAUGAGUGGAAUCAACGGUAUCUGGCCCGGACCGCCCGGGCGCUCCGCAACGUCCGCGAACUCAAGUUUGAGGGCUCGGCCGUUAUCCCCAUCCCCAUGAUUGCGGCGAUGUUCAUGGCUGCUAAGAUCUUUCCUCACCUCGACCACGUGGUGCUCUACCCCCUCAUCACGGACAGGCGCCCCGAGGUCUACCAGACCCUCCUGGACGUCCUCUUCCGCGACCUGCCCACGCGCCCCGCCCCCAGCCUUGCCAUUGUCGGUGGUAUCGGGGCUCUCAACAACCCGACGGGCCCGUUCGUGCCCAACCGCCACUCGCACAGCCCCAUCGUAGUCCCGGCCUCGGUUCAGCGCCUCGACAUCAUCAUUAUGGGCUUCUGGGCGGACCUGUUCGACGACAGGGUGUAUCCCCAGAUCCUGUUCGCCGAGGGACAGAGGCCCAAGGAAGUCAACAUUGACUUCCUCGGCCCCAAGUGUGGCGUCGGGCGACAGGAGCGUGUCGAAAGUGUGGCGGCCAUGAAGCGCUUCCUCGGAGUGACGGGCCGGUAUGUCAACCACGACACCCGCCGCCGCGAGUGGCUCAUCGAGCUGCUGGGUACCCUCGUUACAUCCCAGCACCAGCACCACCCGAAGCGAGUCAAGAUCAUAGGCAUCCAAGACCUCCGCUUUCCUCGCCCUGAAUACCAGGUCAAUCUUGACAACGAGGUCAGGUACAUCAUCCACGAAGUGGCUAUCCGCUCCGCCACCGACGAUGUCACCUUCGGCGAGAUCAAUGAACUCCUGCGCGGCUGGUGUUGGUAUGAGUAG